GAAAAGUCGAUUUUCCACAUUUAACCAUUUGGCAGCUCGGACUAAUAUGCGCUUGUUCCACGCCUCACAUAUUUCUAGUAUCACUAGCUUUGGGGCCCGUUCACAGCGCAGCACACUUGCCGCUGUCCUUCGUAGCGCAUCCUUGCCCUCCACCUUUUUGAAAAGCUCUGUUCGCUGCCUGGCAACUACGACGACUAUGGAGGCCGAUUCUGUGACAUCCAGCGCCGGCGUGGCUGCUGAAGUCGAGUCGCUCCGCGCGCAGAUUGCUAAGCUAGAGACUACCCUGAAGCUGAAGGAGAAGGAGCUGGACACGGUGUACCCCUACUCUCGCAGCUAUAACAAGACAUCUGUCGGCACCAUCCUUGGGUCGGAGGACGGUGGUCGCAAGCUGAUUGGGCAAACACUGCGCGUUGGUGGCUGGGUUAAGACCGGCCGUGAGGCCGGCGCUGGCGCCUUUUGCUUCCUUGAGGUCAACGAUGGCUCCCUAUUCGAGAGCCUCCAGGUGAUGGUGCCCAAGGAGGUUGCUGAGGAGUUCGGCGGGCUGAAGACGCUGGUGCCCACGGGGACCAGCGUGCUGAUUGAGGGUCGCCUGGAGGCCACGCCGGAGGGCACCAAGCAGGCCGUGGAGCUGAAGGCCACCAAGAUCCACCACGUGGGCCCCUGCGACGCCGCCACCUACCCCAUCGCCAAGAAGAAGACCUCCUACGAGUUCCUGCGCGAGAAGAUGCACCUGCGCCCGCGCUCCAACACCAUCGCCGCCGUGGCGCGCAUCCGCAACGCGCUGGCCUUCGCCACGCACAAGUUCUUCCAGGAGAACGGCUUCCUGUACGUGCACACGCCCAUCAUCACCGCCAGCGACUGCGAGGGCGCGGGGGAGAUGUUCCAGGUCACCACGCUGCUGGGCAAGAUGAAGGAGUACGCGGGUGCACCGGCCGUCAGCGCGGAGCAGGUGGAGGCGCUGAAGGCCCAGGUGGCGGCGCAGGGGGAGGCGGUCAAGGCGGCCAAGCAGGCCGCCGCCGCCAACAAGGAGGACAAGGAGCUGGGCGCCGCGUCCAAGGCGGCGGUCAACGAGCUGCUCAAGCUGAAGGAGGAGCUCACGAAGGCGGAGGACGGCGCCCGCAUCGUGGGCGGCAUCAAGCGGCUGCCCGACGGCACCCCCGACUACAAGGAGGACUUCUUCUCCAAGCCCUCCUUCCUCACCGUGUCCGGCCAGCUGCAGGGUGAGUUCUACGCCUGCGCCCUGUCCAACAUCUACACCUUCGGCCCCACCUUCCGCGCCGAGCACUCCUUCACCGCCCGCCACCUGGCGGAGUUCUGGAUGAUUGAGCCGGAGAUGGCGUUCUGUGACCUCAAGGACGACAUGCAGUGCGCCGAGGACUACGUGCGCUUCUGCUGCAAGCACCUGCUGCAGCACUGCCGCCCCGACCUGGAGUUCAUCAACAAGAUGGUGGACUCCACCGCACUGGCCCGCCUGGAGCAGGUGGCCUCCACGCCCUUCAAGCGCGUGUCGUACACGGAGGCCAUCGAGCUGCUGCAGGACGUGGUGGCGCGCGGCGUCAAGCAGUUCGAGUACAAGGUGGAGUGGGGCAUCGACCUGCAGACGGAGCACGAGCGCUACCUGACGGAGGAGAUCUUCAAGCAGCCCGUCAUCGUGUACAACUACCCCAAGGACAUCAAGGCCUUCUACAUGCGACUCAACGAGGACGGCAAGACGGUGGCGGCGAUGGACGUGCUGGUGCCCAAGGUGGGUGAGCUGAUCGGCGGGUCUCAGCGCGAGGACCGACUGGACGUAUUGGAGACGCGGCUGGCGGCCAGCGGCAUGGACCUGGCGGCAUACGAGGGCUACCUGGACCUGCGCCGCUACGGCACCGUGCCGCACUCGGGCUUCGGACUGGGCUUCGAGCGGCUCAUCCUGUUCGCCACGGGGCUGGAGAACAUCCGCGAGGUCAUUCCCUUCCCGCGCUGGCCAGGCAACGCAGCGUACUAAGCGCGGCGUUGUGGAGGCGGUGGCGUGUGGGCUGCGGAGUCACGGGGCAGCGCUUGGAUGAUCAUGGUUGGCGGGGUGUGGGAUCGGAGGUUGGGCUCUGUUGUGGGGGACUUCUGCCGAAAAGGGGUCGGGAGGGAAAGGGUGGAUGUCGUGCAGGACCGUCUGUGCGGGGAGGGCUAGCGGAAGUGGUUGGGAUUUGGGUCGGCUUGAAGGAGGAGGUGGAGGAGGCCGCGGCUGGGAUGAUGAUGGGUAUGCGGCACUCGACAGGCGUGCGCGUGACGCAGCAGGCAGUCUUGGCAGGUGUGAUUGCGCGUUUGUACGCGUUAUGCGCGUCUACAGGCGUGAGAGAGAGACAGAGAGGGGCAUGACUGGUGCGAGUUGAGCGAUGUGUGAGCUGCGGUGUGGCCAACUGAGUUCGCAUGGUCACACCAUGAGAGUGUGAGCACUGACGAGAGGAUAAAUUUGAAGAUGAGCCCGACGCCUUAGGGCGGAGUGGCUGUAGCACCCUACAUUGGGGAACGCAAGCGCCACUGAUACCGGAACAGACAUCGUUAGCGGUCGGGGCGCUGCGGCUUUCGGCACCAUGACUUGACUCUUGGGAUUCGCAGUGAAGUGGGUGCCCCGUUGUGUUAGCCUUGUUACUGGUGGCAGGGGCGGCACUGUCGGGUACAGUGACAGGUGCGCGACAGCACCCGGGGUGGACAGCCUGAUUUUCUUCCCCUCAAGUGCUGUAUGUCCCUUGACAUUGGUUGUGCAUCUGACUGAGAAGUGCCGGCUUGGACAUUUGCGGCUGGGUUUUGUAGAAACUCCAGCAAAGCCUGUUACCGAUACGUGAAGGCUGGGCUCGGCGCUCUUGAUGACAUCUUGUUUGCCCACCACGCACGACUUCUGCAACCUUACAGCAGCGG
Molecule: messenger RNA, 2895 nt
Organism: Astrephomene gubernaculifera
Lineage: Eukaryota; Viridiplantae; Chlorophyta; Chlorophyceae; Chlamydomonadales; Astrephomenaceae
Source: the annotation of a GenBank genome assembly